CCGUCUCGCCUCGCGGUAUUGCAGUUCAGUACGCCGCCGCUACGUAUUUGCAUGUUAUUUUGAUACAACAGCCCAAAGGUACAGUUUCUGUUCUCUAAACUGUGUUCUGUGGUAGAACCGUUACUGCCUUUCCGUGAAAUUCAACAGUGUCAGUCGCUGUUAUUUCGUCUCGCGUAAUGUCAAGCGUUUCCGACGACUUCUACUGUCAAUUCUGCGGUAGUACGUCUGGUCUGCGCCGAUGCGCGCAAUGCCAUGGCAUCUACUACUGCAGCAAGGAGCACCAGCGUUUGCACUGGCCUGCUCACAAACACAUCUGCAAGCGUGGCAACGCGCAGCACUCGCCAGCAUCACCACCGCCACUGCUAAUGGCUGGUUCAGCCAGUGUGCUGAACCCCCCCACGCCUCCCGUGACGACAGUUGUGGAGGUGCUGGCACCUUCAACGGCAGUACCCCCAGAUGCUGGCAUUGCUGCAGACAUUCCCAACUACGACCCCAAUGACCCAGUCAACCAGGCCUGGUGGAAUGACACCUUGUCCUCCUUGGGACUCGGCACAGAGGCCAGUGGGUCCGACUUGGCUAAUAAUGGUGCUAAGCCUGCAGCCCUGAAACCAUUGUCAACCAAGCGAUUUCAGAAGAUAUGUGCGGAUGUAGUGCACGACCUCAAAGAAUAUGGUAUCUGUGUCAUCGACAAGUUUCUGGGCAGGGAACGUGGCUCCCUGGUGUUUGACGAAGUGUAUAGUCUCUAUGGGAGUGGUGAGUUCCAGCAUGGGCAGCUGGUCAGUGAGCGGGAUGACACGGGCCGCAUCAUCAGGGGUGACCGCACCCUCUGGCUGGAUGGCACCGAGGUGGGCUUUCCUGCUGUUGGUUUUCUUGUGCGAACUCUGGAUGCCAUUAUCAGCCGAUGCAACAAAAGCCAAGAACUGCGACACUACUGCAUCAGCCAGCGCACCAAGGCCAUGAUAGCUUGCUACCCGGGCAAUGGGACGCAUUAUGUGAAGCAUGUGGACAAUCCAAACCAAGAUGGCCGUUGCAUCACCAGCAUCUACUACUUAAACAAAAAUUGGGACGUCCAGACUCAGGGAGGCCUGCUGCGCAUGUUUCCCGUGGGGCAGUCUACCAGUGUGGCCAACAUCGAACCUAUCUUUGACCGCAUGCUCUUCUUCUGGUCUGACCGAAGGAAUCCUCACGAGGUGCUGCCAGCCUACGCCAUCAGGUUUGCGAUCACAGUGUGGUAUCUGGAUGCGAAUGAACGGAAAAAUGCACUACAGAGGUUGCAGAAAGAACAUGUUGGCAGUGUGGUAUCGUCGCAGCACGGACUUAUCAAUCGGGGCAUGCCAGCCAGCACUAGCAUUAGCCCAAACCCCUGCACACAACAAGAAAAUGAGGACACUGGAGCUGCAAUUACGACACAGCGCUGUUUCUUCGAUACUAUAUGCAUAGAUGCAGUCUGCUUCGCAGGGCUUCUCUCCGUUUUUUAGUGUUUUAUAUGUGAGAGUAGCUUUUGUACAAAGUUGUUUUUUUCUAACUCACAGUGCAGUAUUACUGGUGCAAUGGCUUUUUGAACUGUUCAUUCCAAAAUGAAGCUCGGCAGUAGCGCACGCGCAUGCUCUCAGAGCGGCACAUUGCCGCUGGUCAUCUGGGCGCAAGCAGCUGAGUUGUGUCGCGACUCUCCACCAGGUGCUCCUUUUUGGUGUGCUACCUAUCCAGCGCUGACCUCCCAUCGGCGAGAACUUAAAAUAAAAAAAAGCUUUGCUGUAGCCACCAACACUCUGUGGAAAAUAUUAACUUUCUAGAUAGCAAACGUGGCUAUGGCCUGUUAGCAAGUGAAGCUGGAAGCAUAUGCUCCGUUUCCCACGUGUGAAAGGACUCGACGUGCCGCGAGAAUAGGCAUUGCCGGCAAUCAAGUUGGUAAACAUAUUUCUGUCUUGAAGUUUCAUCAUCCCGGCGAUAGAUAUCUGGUGCCAUCGCCGGGCCAACAAGCGCGCACUGUUUUAAUUUUAUCUGGUCGAAUGCAUCUUGCAAGGGAGACAAGAAGUUGUGCCCUAAACCUAACGCUAUCGCGAAAAAAAUAUUAAAAAAAGAGGGGGUGGUGUAGCGGUGUUUCAUGACCUGUUUUAACUCGUGUAAUUUACUUUCGCCGCAGCACACUGGUUCUCUACAGAAAAGCGGGUACUGAUUUUGAGAUUUUUAUUAGUCACGUGACAGCAUAAUUUGUUCAACUACUCAUGCGUGUAUACGAUGCAUGAUUGUUACUAGUAAGAUCAAUCACGUCUGAAACGAUUAUUGGCAAUUAUUUGGAGCAGUGUAUGACAGUUUUGGCACCCUAAAAAAAACUUUAACUUUGUGCCAGUUUUUAUUUUUUGGCCACCCCUACGAAUGCCUGAACUUUAAGCUCGCCAGCUUGGCAAAUCCACCUUUGAAUACACAGAGGCAGACGUGGCAAAUGCUAAUGUGCACGCUAUUAUUAUUGGCUCAGUGAGAUGGUUCAAAAUGCUAAUUUUAUUGAAAAAGCAGUCCUCUUACUCACACUGCAUGAUUUAGGGUAUGUUUAAUGAUUUGUACAUAUUUCUUUUUCUAAAUGUAAGACUUCUUCUUCAUACUGUUUCAAAUUUGGUCUUUCGUGAUAAAAAAUGAAUGUUUUGUUCCCCGUAACCUGCUCCAAAGUUGGAUUUCUGUGCUGAAAAAGUAACAUUUUGUUGCUCCUAAAACUGCUCCAAAUUCUGUUUUGGCUGUUUCACCCCUGCGUCUAGAGACGAAAAGAAAGAAAAUACAUUAUGGGCCGUAAAGUAUUUUUUCUUCGAGGGCAUCCAGUGCAAAGAUGUCCUCACUCAAGAUUGUUGUAUAUGUACCAGGCUUUAAUGGCAUCUUGAACAAAACAACUUGGUGCUAAACAAUAUUUUUGGUUGCCACUCAAACCUCUUGCCGUCUACUUCUACUUCGUUCUACAUUUAAAUGAGGAAGUACUAACAAAUGUCCCAAAAGCAAGAGAAAACAUUGCUAGCGCCAUUGAUAUAAAAGGUGUCUUUGAUAACAUAAGCGAUAAGGGCAUACUAGAUGGGCUAGCAGAGACGAACUGCAGUCAAAGUAUUUACUAUUAUGUCGAACUUCCUUACUACAAGAACCACUGUCAUCAGUCUAGGAGAAAACUAAUCCAAAAUCUUUCAGCCACCGAGCAAAGGCACACCACAAGGUACUGUGGUCUUGCUUACACAUUUAAAUAUAGCUAUGAUUGGUCUAGCCCAAAAACUAAUAUUUUCCAGACAUCCAACACUCUUUCUAUGUGGAUGAUAUGGACAACCAAGAGAAAAAGAAGAGUGCCUCCUAUUAGCAGCUAAAACAAUCAAAAAGUACACUAGAUAAAGCGGACUUUAGUGUUCAGGCUACAAAUCGGAACUCAUUCGAUUUUUCAAACGUAAAAAAAAACUAAGGACAGACCCGAGCCUUCGCCUUGAGCUAAAGUUAGAUGGCAAUGUUACUCCAGAGAAAAUGACAGUUCGAAAUCUAGGGAUGUGACUACAGUAAAAUCAGCAAUGCCUUCACGCAUUGAACAUCAUUAAACAAACUGCCCAAUAAAUUGUUCGUAUGAUAGUCCGAAUAAUUCCCUCGACUGUGAUAGCUGCUAUUGCGUAGAAACUCUCAACCAUGUCCUGUGCCAUUGUCCAGACUUUGAAGAAUAUCGCCAAACUCUCCAGGGGGCUUUAAGGAGACUGGAUAAUCGACCCUUUUUUCUGGAAAAGACCUUGGGUGCCACGCGAGCCCUUCUGUCGUUCUUGAGGAAAAGAUCACUGUGCGACCACCUGUGAAACCUGCACUCUGUGUGUGUGAACCUCCCUAGCUUUCUGACAUUCUUUCCCCCUCUCGCACUAACAUACUCACUACCCUACAUCAUGAAUAAGGAGGAGAAAGUAAAAGCGGAAAAAAUAAUAAGGAUAGAGCGGCUCUGCGACUACCACGAUGUACUUCAACUGCGAAGCUAUUGGCACUUGGACUCCACAAUACAUUUGAUGAGUUGGCUGAAGUUCUCAGAUUAACCGCCUGCUUCAGAUGCCACCCAGCAGAGAACUACAAAGGAUCGGCCUCCAUAAAUAAGUACAGGCACAUAAAAGAACUAAAGAACUGUCGUGCUUAUGCAGUGUCUGGUAAAAUGUAUGCCCCCUACCAAAGAGCACGAAUUCAAUUCUACGUGCUGGAAGACAGACAUAAAGCAAGAGCAGCUUACAGAGAUCUAAAGUCAAAAUAUUUGAAAACGGCGAGAUUUACAGAGGCUGCGCCAUAUCAGUCGAACACAAAAACAUGGUGGCCGUGGUCACAGACUGAAAAGAAAACAUUACAAGAUUUGCCUCCAUAGCUGAAGCCUUCAUUACAGAAGCAGAGGCGAUAGCAAUUGCACUGUCACUCAGAGGGCAGGGAGCAAAAAGCCCCACUUAAAUAAUCACGGCUUCAAAGGCUGCAUGUCAGAACUACGAAAGGGGUGGAAUAGGUAUGAAGGCAUUCCAGAUUCUAAACAAAGCUAAUAAAAACUAUCCAAUUGAAUACGCCCAAACCUUGAUCUGGGCGCUGCACAAAGAUGUCAUUGGGAAGCAGUUUGUGGAUGAGGCAGCUCAAGGCUUUACAAAUCACCGAGCUUCCUUGCCCACUGCAAUAGAGGACCCAAUACCCCUAGCCCCUAAUUUUGCUACAAUUUUGCAGUAUAGCAAGGGUAAUAAAAAACUGUAUUCACUACCGCAUAAGAACCUCACUGCAAUGGAAUCUGCGACAUUAUGCAGAUUCGAGACAAAUGGAAAAUCAAGAUGGGAGUUGACAGAUGGAAACACGUAGUGGUGUAAUCAAGAUAAACAGUGAAGGUGCCUCAGACUGGCUGGAUGACACUUCGAUAAGAAGAUUUAUUUUUGUCAAAGGCACCUUGUCAUUCUUGGCGUGUUCGUUUUAAGGGGGUUAAUAGUGACGUCAUCUUUUGGUGGUGGCGUGUGUCCCUGUUGGUAAUGGUCGUAAAUGUAACUGAAUAAAUGAAUAUUUGUUCGCCCAUGGAAAUGGAAGCAAGAAAUCUGAUCCAUUUACCUGAGUACUGUCGGCCUGAGGUCCAAGUUUUUAUAAGUCGACGUCGCCAUGGACAAUUACACGAUGCAAUUUAAAGUUGUCUCUGGAGCUUAAAUCUUAUCUAUACCUGAUGAGUUUCUCAAAAAAAAAUCUAUAAAGCAGAAGAGUGCAGUCCUCGCUUCUAUUCAAGUUAGGUUGCGAUGAUACAAAGUGUUCUCUUGUUGAAGGUUGGGGGCAGGGGAAGCAAAAAAGUUAAAAAACAAAAUAAGAAAAAGAGGAAGAAAAGGAAGGGAUGUAAAGUAGGAGCGGUGGGCUACAAAGCUGCGGCCGCUAGAGACACGAACGAAAAAAAAAA
Messenger RNA from Rhipicephalus microplus (southern cattle tick), 5392 nucleotides. RefSeq names its product prolyl hydroxylase EGLN3. Gene Ontology annotation, biological process: cellular response to hypoxia. The record is from RefSeq and is a predicted model, not a curated record. Gene Ontology annotation, molecular function: peptidyl-proline dioxygenase activity; ferrous iron binding; L-ascorbic acid binding. Lineage: Eukaryota; Metazoa; Arthropoda; Arachnida; Ixodida; Ixodidae.